Messenger RNA from Stylophora pistillata, 2107 nucleotides. RefSeq names its product nucleolar transcription factor 1. The record is from RefSeq and is a predicted model, not a curated record. Lineage: Eukaryota; Metazoa; Cnidaria; Anthozoa; Scleractinia; Pocilloporidae.
AUGGCGGCCGUUAAUGGUGAAAGUGUGCACGAGGAAUCUCAAGGAAAAUCAUCAAUCUGGACGUAUGAAAAAGAGCAGAAGUUAUUUGGAAAAGUGGAUGAAUACCUGGAGGAUUCUGAGGAAAGGAGAGGAUUUUACGUCAAGGAUAUCAAUUGGAGUGAUAUCGCGUUUGAUGGAUUCACUGCAGACGAGGUCCACAAACGCUGGAGAGUCUUAACGUUGAGAGUCAGAAAAAUGAGAAAUGCUAAAGAGAUUCUCGAGGAUGCGAAGCAAAGGGCGGCAGACAAACAAACCAGUGAGGGAUCUAGGAAAAGGAAAAUGGACGAUUCUUUCCCGAAGGCACCUUUAACUGCCUAUCUUUUGUUUAGCAAUGAAAAGCGACAACCGAUGGCAGAGAAAUAUCCAGAUCUGAACACCAGGGAGUUGCUGGCCAAAAUUGGCAAGAAGUGGAGGAAGCUCAGCGCCGAAAAGAAGAAAAAGUAUCAGGACAUUUACCUGGAGGAUAAAAAGAAAUAUGAGAGUGAAUUGACACAGUAUUUUCUCACAAACUUUCCAGAGGAAAAGGCUCCAAAGACCGCAUUUGAACUUUGGUCGGCUAAGAAGGAGAAGGAGCUGAAAGAAGAGCAUCCCAACAUAUCGGAUAAAAGGUUGCAAAAAAAGCUAAAAAAGAGAUGGGGCAGGCUAGAUGAUGAAGAGAAGGAAGAAUUGGAGAAGAAAUCUAAACAAGAAAUGGACAAAUUUCUUAGAAAAAUGAGAAAGAGAGUCAAGGUUUGAAAGGGAAUGUGGAAAGAUUUCUGUACAGCCCUGUAUUAUUCUAAAACAAAGCCAUAGUCUGAUUAACAAAUCAACAGUGGUUUAGCAUGGUCUGUACUCUUAUCAACAAUGAUAUUUGUCAUCAGGGUGGUCAAAAUGUUGUGGACUCUUGAGGUGCAGCCAAGUGAGUCUGCAACAAAUUUUGGCCAUCGUGAUGACAAGUAUCACUGUCGAGAAGAGUACAGAGGGCACUAAACCACUGUCAAUUUGUUUUUCACCUCAAUAAUAUUUUAUCAACCAAAAAAAAUUUUUUUUCCAGGAGACCAUGGCCUGACAAGUUGAUGUGAGUAGCAUUGUCUGUAUUCUUAUCAUUAACUGCAAUUAGGCCAAUCAGAUUGCUAAUUUACUCUUAAUUGUGGUAAAAAAGGUAAUAUAUUUCUUUUGCCUUAUUUUUUUUAUCCAAGAACUGUCUGCAUAAUGAAGUAUGGGGCUGUGCAGAAAUCUUGCUUUAAUUGCCAUUGUUUUUGCUCUCCUUAUAAAUGCCUGAAUUACUGAAUGCAGAAUUCUAUUGUAACAACUUAGUUGAUCAAUUUUAUCUUUGGAUACCUGGAAAAUUAGCUCUAAAAGAAAAAAAAAACUACUUUGAAACUAAACAAAACUAAGAAGAAUUGUCUUGAUGAUGUUGUUUUGUUUGUAUAAAACAAUCAGAUUAGAAUGUUGUGUUUUAGCAAUCAUGCAUUUGUAAGGAGGAUGGCAACACCUUUCUUAGAAACAACAGCUUGGGGGUCCAGUUUGUAACCACUGUUUAAACAUAGUACAUGAAUUUGUAAGCUUUUUUCCCCCCUUCAGAUUCUCAAUGGCCCUUCAUGGGUACUCUUUUAAGCCUUGGGAUCAUAUUUUUGGUUAGAAACUACAUAAAAAUAUAUUUACCUGCUCACUCCCGGGAGUGAUAAACAUUUUAAUUUCUUUCUAUAAUAAUAUCCAUAGAUUAUCCAGCAAACAGGUAGUGAGAAUACUCAAAAUUAUCAGGUAGAAGUUGUUAGAUUAAUCAAACACCAAAUUCUUUUUCACCCUAUGCAAUAAGAGAAGUACUGGGACCAAGUUUGACAUGAAAACGAGGUCCUAAAGGCCUGGCCUUACUGUCUUAUCUAAUGAACUAUUUAUCACCAACUUCACUAAGUUGCAAGUGGGGAGAAGAAUUAAGGAUCAGGUCUUGGGAGUUUACAACCUCGUUCCUGGUUUCUCUCAUCUUCUACCCCCCCUUUCCUCACUCGCUCCAGGGGGGCGGGAAGAUGAGAUACCCCCUGGGAAUGAGGUUGGGGAGUUUAACCCUUUAAUUCCCAGAUGUGAUUAA